AUGCCAAUGGAGCCAAGUCCUGAUAUAUGGGAGACUUUGAUGAAUCUGUGUAGAGUUCAUGGGAACAUUGGGCUGGGGGAUCGCUGUGCCGAGCUAGUUGAGCAGCUAGAUUCAUCUCGUUUAAGUGAUCAGUCAAAGGCUGGCCUUGUACCUGCAAAAGCCUCCGACUUGACAAAAGAGAAAGAAAAGAAGUUAGCAAGCAAAAGUCUGCUUGAAGUAAGGAGUCGUGUCCAUGAAUAUCGAGCAGGAGAUACAUCUCAUCCUGAAAAUGAUAAGAUAUAUGCCUUGCUUAGAGGUUUAAAGUCACAAAUGAAAGAAGCUGGCUAUAUUCCUGAAACAAAAUUUGUGUUGCAUGACAUAGACCAGGAAGGCAAAGAAGAAGCUCUUCUUGCUCACAGUGAGAGACUUGCUGUUGCUUAUGGUCUCCUCAGCAGCUCUGCUCGCGCUCCAAUCAGGGUUAUUAAGAACCUCCGUGUUUGUGGUGAUUGCCACACAUCAUUGAAGAUUAUUUCUAAGCUUGUAGAGAGAGAACUCAUUAUUCGAGAUGCAAAAAGGUUCCACCAUUUUAAAGAUGGGCUAUGCUCCUGUCGAGAUUAUUGGUGA
Sphenostylis stenocarpa is the source of this 603-nucleotide messenger RNA. Lineage: Eukaryota; Viridiplantae; Streptophyta; Magnoliopsida; Fabales; Fabaceae. The record is from the annotation of a GenBank genome assembly.